AUGGGCAAGUCAAAAAGUUUUUCCCAGUGCGCAAAAUGUGCAGUUCUACAGAGAAAAUUUGAGAGCACACUAUGUCCAGUCACUAGGUUAGAACUACUGAAAGAAAGAGCUUCACACAAUCAGCGUCAAAUGCUAGAAAGAAAAUAUUACUACUCAAAGAGGCAAGCUAGCAAACAGUACCCAGAUGAAUUUUUGUCACUUAUUAUUGAUGGAAUGGACCAAUCCAAAACAGAUCUGCCACACUUCGUAGGAAGACAAGCAAAAAGUAUUAAUCCAGCAGCCAUGUUGAAAACGCAUAUAACUGGUGUUAUAAGUCAUGGACAUGGGAUGUUUGCAUCAUUUCUUGACAUUCUACAGUAUCCGCACGAUCCUAACUUGACUAUCAAUGUAAUUUUGAGUGUCUUACAGAAAAUAUCGCAGCUAAAGGGUGAGCUUCCUCCUGUUUUCUAUCUCCAAAUGGACAACAGCCCUAGAGAUAACAAGAACGUGAUGGGUUUCUGUGAAGCUUUGGUCAGACUUAAUGUUUUCAAUGAGGUUCACAUAUCAUUCCUUUAUGUUGGCCAUUCACAUAAGGACAUAGAUGCUUCUUUUAGUAAAAUAUCUGAAAAAUUAAGAAAGUCAGAUGCAGAAACAGUACCAGCCCUUCUAGAUUUAGUUGUCAAUAUGGAACUCUUAAGCAAUUUGUAA
Messenger RNA from Mercenaria mercenaria, 687 nucleotides. RefSeq lists its product as uncharacterized. NCBI's taxonomy places the organism in Eukaryota, Metazoa, Mollusca, Bivalvia, Venerida, Veneridae. The record is from RefSeq and is a predicted model, not a curated record. The transcript is spliced from 7 exons. The coding region runs from base 1 to 687 and encodes 228 amino acids.